AUGCGCCUUUCUCAGGCUUUGGUACUUGCGGCAUCUGCUCCGUUCGCAAUUGCAUACCCAAAAUUUGCAGCACCAGCAGCUGGAGCCGUCGAAACGGCUGGAACAGCAUUUACUGUUACUUGGGCAGAUAGUGGAGAUGCACCAUCGAUAGCUGAUAUUUCGACUUAUUCAUUAGCCGUCUGCGCAGGAUCUAGUUCCGGUGCAGAUAUCAAAGUGAUAACUACAGUAUCUGCUACCGUUAGCAUGGGAUCAACUCUUACAACUACCGUCACUGUACCAGCGACCAGUGGAGAGUCCGUGACCAAUGCAUAUUUCAUGAGAAUGAUAGCGACCGCCAAAGCUGGAGGAACAGUUACUGUUUACUCGGAUAGAUUUUCAAUUAGUGGUAUGACAGGGACCUUUGGAGCCACAUUCACAAUUACUGGUACUGCUGGUCCUGCCACUGUCAAUACCGUGGCAAAUACCGUGGCAGAUACCACUGCAGCGUCGUCAUCAACAUUGGCGGAGGGGGUUUAUGGCAUCCCAUUCCAAUCACAAACUGGUCCUACCAGAUACGCCCCAAUGGGUUUAAUGCCUGGUAGCAGUAUUACGGCCACCAAUACGGCACCUCAAUACCCAACAUCGUCCGUUUCUCUAGCCACCACGUAUUUGAGCUCUGCAACCAUUGCCACGACUUUGACACAAGCUCAAACAGCAUCCUUUGAAAGCCACGCUAAUACGGUUGCUGCUGCAUCAAUGCCUACUGAUGAUAUGGCAAAGUUCUUGGCUAGAUGGAAGGAUUGA
Molecule: messenger RNA, 783 nt
Organism: Sclerotinia sclerotiorum 1980 UF-70
Lineage: Eukaryota; Fungi; Ascomycota; Leotiomycetes; Helotiales; Sclerotiniaceae
Exons: 3
Coding region: 1-783 (260 amino acids)
Biological process (GO): cell wall biogenesis; (1->6)-beta-D-glucan biosynthetic process; fungal-type cell wall organization
Cellular component (GO): extracellular region
Source: RefSeq, a predicted model, not a curated record